CAUUGAUACACCGGCAUUGAAGAACAAAGGGAUGUUAGGAGGCAAUUUGGCAAGAUCGGAUAGAUCUUCAUUUUGAUCCGUGCUGACUUUCUUCCGAACCAUCAUCUCAAGCUGUCAUUAUGAAAACUCACUCUACUACCAACGGCAAGACUGCAACCACAGACAUGAAUGGAAGCAAUGGGAAUGGUGUCGAUGCUGCACAUCCUCUUGCCGGUCAUGCUCGAACGACAGCCAAUCAAAAGACGACGCAGCCAUCAAAGAAGACUCGCGGCUGGAUCAGCUGGCUAUGGUCACCUGGAACAUCGACUCCGAUCCCUGCCCAUCUAUCUUUGGCAGCAUUGAGGAUUGCAUUGACAGCAUUCUUUCUCGGAACAUUAGCCGGUCUAGUGUUACCUCAGGCGUUGAAUAUCAUCUCUAAUCUGACCCAUUGGGUACUUCGGUCUCCUUCAUCGAAACUUGAAAUAGCUGAACGACAGAGUCCGUUUUCGUACAGUCAGCUCCACUUCUAUCUUCUAGCAUGGGCCACAUUCCAUCUUUUGGAGUUUGUCAUCACAGCACGCUACAAUGCUACUCGAUUGUUCGCAGAUAGCUUUUUGAUCUCUAAUGGGAUCACGUAUCAUUUAGCCCACCUUUUUGGCUUAACGGAAUUCAUUUUGGAAGCUCGAUUCGCACCACAAGGAUUUAAAUCAUUUGCUUGGUAUACCGUUCUUGGAAUGAUGAUGAUUCUCAUCGGCCAAACGAUUCGAUCCUUAGCAAUGGUUCAUUGUGCUGACAAUUUCUCACAUGAGGUAGCAACCCGCAAACGUGAUGAUCAUAAGCUGGUCACAGACGGCAUUUACCGCAUCUCUCGUCAUCCGUCAUAUGCAGGAUUCUUCUACUGGGCCCUUGGAACACAAAUCAUGCUGGGCAAUCCUUUGAGCGUCAAAGCUCACCGUAAUGGUAUCAAGAAACCCAGAACCAACAAGUACCCAAGCUUGCGUGGUGUCAACCCCAAAUUCUUGAGAAACCAACGUUACGCCAAACACGGUACUGAAAAGGCAGUUCGUGAAUUCCGUGCCGGUGCUCGUCAAACCGCAUAAGUUUGAUCUUUCUUCUUCGGAUACGACAAUUGUUCAUUUCGACGAUUCAAAUUAUAUGCCACAUUCACCUUUGACAUUCGAUCGCAUGCUUCUCAGGCAUUUGUAACAUCACUCAACAAAAACCUACAAUUUCCAUCAAAAACGUAUAUUACUACAGUUCGCACUGUCGUGCGUUAUUCACAUGCAAUCGCAUAUGUGGGCUUUCAUUGCCUUUUAGCAUCUCAUCUAGACUGGCCGAUAAUCUCGAAGAAUUGCAUUGGAUAGGCUUGGGCAUCAGAUUCGGGUGUGAGGAGAUUGUGAUGGUAUUGUACAGAAUUGAAGGUACACU
Meira miltonrushii is the source of this 1407-nucleotide messenger RNA. RefSeq names its product ICMT-domain-containing protein. The record is from RefSeq and is a predicted model, not a curated record. Gene Ontology annotation, biological process: C-terminal protein methylation; translation. The transcript is spliced from 4 exons. Gene Ontology annotation, cellular component: ribosome; membrane; endoplasmic reticulum. Bases 120 to 1079 code for a protein of 319 amino acids. NCBI's taxonomy places the organism in Eukaryota, Fungi, Basidiomycota, Exobasidiomycetes, Exobasidiales, Brachybasidiaceae. Gene Ontology annotation, molecular function: protein C-terminal S-isoprenylcysteine carboxyl O-methyltransferase activity; structural constituent of ribosome.